Messenger RNA from Vigna umbellata (rice bean), 1350 nucleotides. RefSeq names its product heat stress transcription factor A-6b-like. Gene Ontology annotation, biological process: regulation of transcription by RNA polymerase II; cellular response to heat. Gene Ontology annotation, molecular function: DNA-binding transcription factor activity; RNA polymerase II cis-regulatory region sequence-specific DNA binding. The record is from RefSeq and is a predicted model, not a curated record. NCBI's taxonomy places the organism in Eukaryota, Viridiplantae, Streptophyta, Magnoliopsida, Fabales, Fabaceae. Gene Ontology annotation, cellular component: nucleus.
AAGAUUCAAGAUACAACAUUUCAUUUUUAUUUUUCGAACAUAUAUACGAGGUGGACAACUAUAGUAAAUUUCUUCUACUUCCCAUAAUCCCUGUUGGUGUUCCUCCUUCCAUAGCUAUAAUUAAAAAGGUCAAAGGCAAGCCCAUAUCUUUGUUUCACGUUGCUAGAUCAAAGCUUGAGCUCUACUUACAUUCCAACAUGAAUCCUCAAGGUCGAGUGAAGGAAGAGUUUCUUGGAGAAAGUUCUUCCUUUUAUGGUGGCUAUGAUCCGCCCCCGAUAAUGAUUGUUCCUCAACCGGUUAAGGGGCUUCAUGAAACUGGUCCUCCGCCAUUCCUAACAAAAACGUACGACAUUGUUGAUGACCCUUCCACUGACCAUAUAAUUUCCUGGAGCAAGGGGAAUAAUAGCUUCAUUGUGUGGGAUCCACAGGCCUUUUCCGUGACCCUUUUGCCCAGAUUCUUCAAGCACAACAAUUUCUCCAGUUUUGUCCGGCAACUCAACACCUAUGGGUUUAAAAAGGUUGAUCCAGAUAAGUGGGAGUUUGCUAAUGAGAUGUUUCUCAGAGGGCAAAGGAUUCUUCUGAAGAGCAUUAGAAGGCGGAAAACAAAUCACCAAUCUCAUGCGAUGCAGCAAGCGGUGGAUCCUUGUGUUGAGGUGGGGCUGUUUGGAUUAGAUGGAGAAGUCGAUAGGUUGAAGCGUGACAGGCAAGUUCUUAUGGCGGAGUUGGUGAAACUCAGACAACAGCAACAGAAUACUAGAGUUCACAUUCAAGCAAUGGAAGGAAGGCUUAAAAGGACUGAGCAGAAACAGCAGCAGACGAUGAAUUUCUUAGCCAGGGCAAUGCAGAAUCCCAACUUCGUGCAACAAUUGGUUCAGCAAAAGGAGCUUAGAAAGGAGCUCAAGGAAGCUUUUUCUAAGAAGAGGAGGUGUCUUGAUCAAGGGCCUAGUAAUGUUGUUGAAGUAGGAGAGUUGGCUUGCGGUGAAGAGUACUCAAGUUUGGUUAAACUUGAAGCACAAGUGUUGGAUUUUGAGGUACCAGAUAUUGACCUUGGUUUGAAUCUGGGGGAGCAAAUUGGAAGCCAGAAGAGAAUGGAGGGAGAUUAUGUUCAAGUUGAAAGUAUGGAUAAAGAUAUUGAUGAAGUGUUUUGGCAAGAUUUGCUGAAUGAGGGCAUUGAAGAACAAGGUGUAAUGGGUGUAGAUGUAUUGGCUCAGCAACUUGGUUAUUUGGCCUCAAGUUCCAAAUAGGAGAUUGUAAAGGGUUGCUGCAUUUCCAUUGCUUCAUUGAAUGCCAAGAUCUCCUUAGUUAAUUACUUUUAGAUACAUACACUUCUCUAACCAGUUAUUGUAUUGA